AUGGAAAUUCGCAGUGGACUUUAUAACCAGCAGUUUAUGAACCCCGGCCCCGCUCCAAAACCACCAACGGGCAAUCAACCUCGCCUCAACCUCACUCCUAGCACUAAUUAUCCGGGAAGCAUGACGAACGUGGUUUCUUCGCCUAUUACACGCACCGCUACCUCGACAUAUACGGGUUCCACCAUCUCGUUACCAUUGGCUCGUGAGCGAUCGAACCAGACAGAUGGCAUGGGAGGAGUCGCCGUUAUAAAAGAGGGCUGGGCACAGGUUAAAGAGAGUAGGAACUUCAUCCAGCCCUGGAAGCAAAAAUACCUUAUUCUGCGCAAAGAAGCUCUCGAUUUCCACAAGACCGAGGGCGGCAAAGUUUCUUAUACUCUCUUUCUGAAGGAUGUUGUCAAUGUUGGCCGAGUCGAGGCUGCUGGUACUAUAUUCGAGAUCAAGAGACACGCGCAAGGCAGUUCCAAUAGCCCCGGAGAUGAUGAUGGCACCAUUCGAACCUUACAUAUCAGGGUCAAGAGCGACGAUGAUCUUUAUGAUUGGAUUGACCUCUUAUAUGGCCGAUGCCCGACAAUGGGCGGGGUGAGCAAUCCAACCAACUUCUCUCACGCGGUUCACGUUGGCUUCGAUCCGCAGACGGGACAAUUCGUAGGAUUGCCGCCAGAAUGGUCGAAAUUGUUGAAUUCUUCCGCGAUUACUAAAGAAGAUUACGAGCGAAACCCUCAAGCUGUUUUCGAGGUUUUAGAUUUCUACUCGGAUCUCACUAAGAGAGCGGAGAAUCCCCAGCAGUUCCCAAGCCUUACCCCAACACCUCCCCCGGGCAGUCAACAGAAUAAGCAGUUAGGAUACGGCGGCGGUGGCGGCGCUUCUGUUGCGCCUCCGCGGCCAAUGCCGCCUACCCAGCGCAGCUACAGCAAUUCUGUGUCGUCGCAGCAACCUACCUCGCUUCCCAUGCGACCAAAUCCUCCGGAUAUGUCCCAGCAGUGGCAGCAGACACAAAAUGCAGGCGGUUAUGGCCAGUCGCAGGAUGCGGCGCGCGAAGAGCAGCGCAAGAAGCAGCUUGAGCUUCAGAGGCAGCGCGAGAUCGAGGAACAGAACCGACGGGAUCUGGAGGCUUAUAAUGCAUCUAUCCCGCAGAAGAAGGUUCCUAUGGCCCAGCAAGAAAUUGGCGGAUAUGGUGGUGGUUCUUCCAGCUCACCAGACCGCUACAACCCUACCCGAGCAGCACCUCCUGCUCCCAAAACUGCCAACCAGCAAGCAAGCAGCCUUCGCGCUCAAAGGCCUGCUCCACCAGCACCUAGCACCUCGGCCUCUUCCACUACUAACAGGCCUGGAUUAACUUCUCAAACAAGCUCGAGCUCCAUUCAGACCUCACAAUCCAGCCAAGCACAACGUGCUCAGCCACGAAAUGACCAGCAAUCGGCAGCUUCUCGAUAUCCGAAUAAUGCCAAUGGUAGUCAACAGCAACGAGCGAAUGGACAAGCUCAAAACCAAGCACAAGCACGUUUACCUGCUACUGUUAAACCCCUAAAUGUCCCAGCCAAGCCUAGUCAACCCCAGCAAAAUGAUGGCGUUAAGGCUGCGGAAGCUGCGUUAACAGCCAAGCCUUCGCCGUCAGAGAGGAAACAGGACGUUCGCAUGUCUACUAUGUCCGAAAAGGAGGUUAUGCAAAAGCUGAUUGAGGUUGUCUCCAAGGACGAUCCCAACCUGUCCUACGCCAAGCAAAAGAAAAUUGGUCAGGGCGCUUCGGGCUCAGUCUACGUGGCAAAGGUCAAAGAAGGCGCUGUUUCUGGGGUUGCUCGAGAGGUUCUCCGCUCUCAAGGAGCUAGAGCGCAAGUUGCUAUUAAGCAGAUGGAUUUGGCACACCAGCCACGUAAGGAGCUAAUUGUAAACGAGAUUAUGGUAAUGAAGGACAGCAAACACCGAAAUAUCGUCAACUUCCUCGACGCCUUCCUACGAAACAACAAUGCCGAAUUGUGGGUUGUUAUGGAGUACAUGGAGGGUGGUGCUCUGACGGAUGUCAUUGACAACAACCCGGUCAUUACUGAGGAACAGAUCUCAACAAUUUGCCUCGAGACUUGUAGUGGAUUGCAGCAUUUGCAUUCUCAGAACAUUAUCCACCGUGAUAUCAAGAGUGACAACGUUCUUCUGGACGCUCGCGGAAACGUGAAGAUCACUGAUUUCGGUUUCUGCGCCAAGCUCACAGAGACCAAGUCCAAACGAGCAACUAUGGUCGGAACUCCUUACUGGAUGGCUCCCGAGGUUGUCAAGCAGAAGGAGUACGGCCCGAAGGUUGAUAUCUGGUCACUAGGUAUCAUGGCAAUUGAGAUGAUUGAGUCUGAACCGCCAUAUCUUAACGAAGAGCCGCUAAAGGCUCUCUACCUCAUUGCCACCAACGGUACACCACGCUUGAAGAAGCCAGAGAAGCUCAGCAAGGAACUGAAAGCCUUCCUGUCUGUCUGCUUAUGUGUGGACGUCAAGAGCCGUGCUUCGGCGGAUGAACUAUUGCAGCACGAUUUCCUGAAACACGGGUGCCCGCUUCCGAGCCUCUCAGAAUUGCUUGCGUUCCGAAAGCAUGCCAAAUAA
Daldinia caldariorum is the source of this 2583-nucleotide messenger RNA. Its product is annotated as Pkinase-domain-containing protein. Gene Ontology annotation, cellular component: cytoplasm. Gene Ontology annotation, molecular function: protein serine/threonine kinase activity; ATP binding. Gene Ontology annotation, biological process: protein phosphorylation; intracellular signal transduction; regulation of MAPK cascade. The coding region runs from base 1 to 2583 and encodes 860 amino acids. NCBI's taxonomy places the organism in Eukaryota, Fungi, Ascomycota, Sordariomycetes, Xylariales, Hypoxylaceae. The transcript is spliced from 3 exons. The record is from RefSeq and is a predicted model, not a curated record.